GGCUCGUCCCGCCCGCCGUCCCUCCGCCCCGCCGGGGCUCGGCGCGCACGUCGGCCGCCCGCCCCUCCCGGGAGCCGCCCCCCUCCCGGAGGCCGGGCCGGGACUCUGGACCCGACCCAGAGCCGCCGCCCGCUUCUGCCACCCCAUGGAGGACGGUCUGCUGGAGCUCAGGACCAAGGACGGCGGCGACAUGCCCGCGCCCAGGGAGGUGGCCGGCGUGCCCGCCGUGGGGGACGUGCUCGCCGGGGAGUACAACGGCGGCAUGAAGGAGCUCAUGGAGCACCUCAAGGCGCAGCUGCAGGCCCUGUUUGAGGACGUGCGGGCCAUGCGGGGCGCCCUGGACGAGCAGGCCUCGCACAUCCAGGUGCUGUCGGACGACGUGUGCGCCAACCAGCGGGCCAUCGUCUCCAUGUGCCAGAUCAUGACCAGCGCGCCCCGCCAGGGCGGCCUGGGUGUGGCCGCCAAGGGGGUCUUCCCCGGAGCCCCGCAAGACCCCGAGCCCCCUUCGCCCGGCCUCGGGGACGGCGCCCUGCUGGGGGGCGAUCCCGAGGAGGAGGACGAGGACGAGGAGGCGGAGGAGGAGGAAGAGGAGGAAGGGGAGGAGGAGGAAGACAAGGAGCUGCCCAGCCCCACCACACCCACCCGGCACCGUGAGCGCCCCGAGAGCCCCCGUGCGGGGCUGUGUGCGGGGGACGGGCCACUUGUGGAGCCCCUCGACCUGCCCGACAUCACCCUGCUGCAGCUGGAGGGCGAGGCUGCCCUGUGAGGGGGACUCCGGGGGACACGAGACUCCCUGGUUGGCUGGGGGCUUCCGAGUGAGUGCAUGGCACCCGGGGACUGGCCGGCGGCGCGGUGCGGCAGACUGGACUUCUAGCUGCGGCGAGUCAGACAGAGAGACAGACAGACAAGACAGACUCGAUCCCCUACCCCCCCCCCCCCCCACACACACACCCAGCCAGCCACCAGGAAGGGUCUAUAAGGGCGAAGGACCUCUGGGAGCAUCGAGAAUCCUUUCUGCCUAAUGGAGCGAGAGACUUAGCCCUCAGCCACCGAAAAGGUGAGGUUUCCCCUAGAGGAACCGCCCAGCUCCGGACUUGCAAUCCCCCUUCCCCUGCCCUCUCCACCCCACUCCCAUCCGCAGCCCACAGGAGCACUCCCUGAAUUGUGUAAAUAAAAUUCUGCUUUUUUUUUCUUUCUAUUCUGAAUACAAAAAGACAGUGGCAAAUAAUCUCUAAAGAUUUACCCAGGCAUUAAAGAAUUGCGGUUACUCUUUUCUGGCAACAGAAAAAAAAAAUGUACCCUUCUGCUGAAACCCGAGCUUUCGGUGCUCUGCAGAAGCCUCUCUCUUCCUGACCUCUGCGGCUGCUGAUUGGUAAAGGAAGCUUUGAGGAGGGGACUGCAGCCUUAGGAAGCUGGGUGAAUGGGGUUCCGACCCCCCCCACCCCCACCCCUACCCCCACCCCCACCCCUCCACCCCCGGCUGGGAGGAGCUGGCUAUGAAUGUGCAUGAGGAUGUAAUAGCUCAACAUCUAGGAUUCUGCCUUGUCACUGACUUCAUCUGGGGCUUAAAGAACAAAGAGCCCAGUUCUCAGGCAGAGACUUGGGGGUGCUCAGCCCAGAUCUAGGGGACCUUUAAGAGACUCUUGGGGAGGAGAGAGACACAGCCCUCAAACUGUCUCUCUCUUGGUUACUACACUCGCUUAACUUCAGUUUAUCUCUUCCUGUCAAUAUGUCCCAGCCGGCUGCCUCUCGGUGUUGCCUCCAUAAUGUCUUGUGUGUGUUAUGUGUGUUGACUUGUGUAGUAGUGUGUGAGCCCUGAGGGGCAGGGCUUGUGGCUCUGGUGUUAGUUUCAGGGGAUUCCAGACCCUUCUGUGAGUCCUAGGCUAUCAUGGCGCUUUCUCCUCACCUUCCUGCUUCUCCCUCACCCCCUAACCCCAAACCAGGGCAUGAAGCAUGUGGCUGUCCUGAGGUUAACUGACGUGCCUCCCUCUUGCCUCCUCAAGUGGUGACUUUGUGUGCCCUUCUGCCUCCUCUGUGUAUUCCCUCUCAAUGCUUUCCUUGCUGUUAACCUAAUAAAGAGGCGUCAUCUCCCCUC
Molecule: messenger RNA, 2095 nt
Organism: Erinaceus europaeus (western European hedgehog)
Lineage: Eukaryota; Metazoa; Chordata; Mammalia; Eulipotyphla; Erinaceidae
Gene: CCDC184
Product: coiled-coil domain containing 184
Exons: 1
Coding region: 146-766 (206 amino acids)
Cellular component (GO): cytoplasm
Source: RefSeq, a predicted model, not a curated record